UGUGUGUAUUGUUUGGAUCAUCACCGAAUCUCUUCUCUUCUUGCUAAAGCAACACACUUUGAUAGCUUGUUAGCUUUGAAGACAAUCCAUGGCCCCACAAUACUAAUCUCUCUCUCUCUCUCUCUCUCUCUCUCUCUCUCUAUCUAACUUUCUCUCUCCUCACUCACUCAUCAGUUAAGUUCUGAGCUUCAAAAACCACAACUUUGCCUCAUAACGUCACUCACAUUCACAUCUUCCACCUCUUAAAACAUCAAAGGUUGAGUGUGUGAGUGUGUGUGUGGUGAUGAAACUUCUCAUAAUAGAGUGAAAAGGAAUCAGAAAGAGAAAACAAGAAAAUGGUUGGAACUCAGAUUAAUGGAAGAAGACUCUCUUUUGGAGUUGUAAAUGGUGGACAUGAUCUUGGACCUAGUAGUACUCCACCAAGUAAUGCUGGGUCUGAUUAUGGAAGCUUUAUAGAGUUCACAAGAGAAGAUGUGGAAACUUUGCUAAAUGAGAAAUCCAAAAGGAAAGAUAGAUUUAAUUACAAGGAAAGAUGUGAAAAUAUGAUAGAUUAUAUAAAAAGGCUUAAGGUUUGCAUAAGAUGGUUCCAAGACCUUGAACUGAGCUACUCAUUAGAGCAAGAGAAGUUAAAGAGUUCAUUGGAAUUAUCCCAGCAGAAAUGCAUGGAAAUCGAGUUGCUGCUCAAAAUCAAGGAAGAAGAGCUGAAUUCAAUUAUCACAGAAAUGAGAAGGAGUUGCACUAAUUUGCAAGAGAAAUUAGUGAAGGAAGAAACUGAUAAAUCGGCUGCAAUGGAAUCUCUUAUUAAAGAGAGAGAGGCUAGGCUUGACUUUGAAAGGUCACAAACUACACUAUCUGAAGAUCUCGGUCGAGCUCAACGUGAGCUUCAAACUGCUAAUCAGAAGAUAGCGUCACUCAACGACAUGUACAAGCGAUUACAAGAGUAUAUAACAAGCUUGCAGCAGUACAAUGGAAAACUUCAUUCUGAGCUUUCUUCAGUUGAAGGUGAACUCAAGCGUGUAGAGAAAGAGAAAGCGACCGUAGUGGAAAAUCUCACCAUGUUAAAGGGCCAACUUACUUUGUCUAUGGCUUCUCAAGAAGAAGCUACAAAACAGAAGGAAGCUUUUUCUAGCGAAGUUGCGUCCCUUAGAGUAGAGUUGCAACAAGUGAGGGAGGACCGAGACCGCCAAAUAUCUCAAGUGCAAACUUUAAGUACUGAAAUAGUGAAGUUUAAAGAUUCUACAGAGAAAUCUGGCUCUGAAUUGAACAACUUGACCAUGAAAACAAAUGAAUUGGAGGCAAAAUGUACUUUGCAAGAUAAUCAGGUGAAGGAAUUACAAGAGAAGCUAACAAUUGCGGAAAACAAACUCGAGGUUUGUGAUAUAUCUGCAAUUGAGACGAGAACAGAAUUCGAAGGACAACAAAAACUUGUAAAUGAGUUACAAAGACGAUUGGCAGAUGCGGAAUACAAACUUAUAGAAGGGGAGAAGCUGAGGAAAGAAUUACAUAACACCAUUUUGGAACUGAAAGGUAACAUCCGGGUGUUCUGUCGAGUGCGGCCUUUGUUACCUGAUGAAGGUUGCAGCACAGAAGGAAAGAUUAUAUCUUAUCCUACCUCCAUGGAAGCUUCGGGACGCGGCAUUGAAUUGGCACAAAAUGGCCAAAAACAUUCUUUUACAUUUGAUAGAGUUUUUGCACCUGAUGCUUCACAACAAGAAGUUUUUACAGAAAUUUCACAGCUUGUGCAAAGUGCUCUUGAUGGUUACAAGGUUUGUAUUUUUGCAUAUGGUCAGACAGGUUCCGGAAAAACCUAUACAAUGAUGGGCAGGCCCGGACAUCCCGGAGAAAAAGGCUUGAUACCUCGUUCGCUAGAACAAAUAUUUCAAACACGGCAGUCACAGCAACCGCAAGGAUGGAAAUAUGAAAUGCAGGUGUCAAUGUUGGAAAUAUACAACGAAACCAUUCGGGAUUUGUUGUCUACAAAUAAGUCCUCAUCAGACGCAACUCGUGUAGAAAAUGGUACACCUGGGAAGCAAUACACGAUCAAACACGAUGCCAAUGGAAACACACAUGUUUCUGAUCUUACAGUGGUGGACGUUCAAAGUGUAAAAGAGGUCGCGUUUCUUUUAAAUCAAGCGGCAAACAGCAGAUCUGUGGGGAAAACUCAGAUGAAUGAACAAUCUUCAAGAAGCCAUUUCGUAUUCACACUUCGAAUAUACGGUGUAAAUGAGAGCACUGACCAACAAGUACAAGGCAUUCUAAAUCUCAUUGAUCUUGCCGGGAGCGAGCGUCUUUCAAGGAGUGGCUCAACCGGGGACCGAUUGAAAGAAACUCAAGCAAUAAAUAAAAGUUUGUCAUCAUUAAGUGAUGUUAUAUUUGCCUUGGCCAAGAAGGAAGAUCAUAUUCCAUUCAGGAACUCAAAGCUUACAUACCUACUUCAGCCUUGUCUAGGUGGAGACUCAAAAACAUUAAUGUUUGUAAACAUCUCUCCUGACCAAGCUUCAGCCGGAGAAUCACUCUGCUCGCUCCGGUUCGCUUCAAGAGUCAAUGCUUGUGAAAUUGGGACACCUCGGCGUCAAACCAAUGGUCGCCCUACAGAAUCUCGCCUGAGCUAUUUCUAA
This is a messenger RNA of Cicer arietinum (chickpea), 2618 nucleotides long. Its product is annotated as kinesin-like protein KIN-14N. NCBI's taxonomy places the organism in Eukaryota, Viridiplantae, Streptophyta, Magnoliopsida, Fabales, Fabaceae. Gene Ontology annotation, biological process: microtubule-based movement. The record is from RefSeq and is a predicted model, not a curated record. Gene Ontology annotation, molecular function: ATP binding; microtubule motor activity; microtubule binding.